Daphnia pulicaria is the source of this 1390-nucleotide messenger RNA. RefSeq lists its product as uncharacterized. The transcript is spliced from 4 exons. NCBI's taxonomy places the organism in Eukaryota, Metazoa, Arthropoda, Branchiopoda, Diplostraca, Daphniidae. Bases 159 to 1331 code for a protein of 390 amino acids. The record is from RefSeq and is a predicted model, not a curated record.
UGCAGAAUUCAUUCUUCAAUGUUUUUCACGUGUUGGGAAAGACGAAAUUGAAUUGUUUGAAAGUAAAAAAUUUUAUACUCGCAAAUAUUUUCGUGCAUGUUUUCAUUGUCGUUAGAGAACUGCGUAAUGGAUUAGGAUAUCUAAUCAAACAUAGUUGUAUGUAUAGUUCAUUGUUAAUAACAGUUUGCCGCCAAUUCGGAGCUUAUCUUGACAACAUGGUUGCUUGUUUUCCUUUAACUCGACAUUUCAUUUCCCAUGUGGAGUUUGUCAUCAUAUGGUUUAUGAUAGUACUCAAAAUAAGUGAUUAUUGGGUUGAAACGGGGGGCAGUGAAUUAUUGCCAGCAAAAUGGAUUUACUAUUCAAAAUUUGUAGACCAAACAUAUCAGAAAUCAUUUGCUUGUAUUGGACUAAGUUGUUCAACUAUCUUAAGUUAUUCAAUCCUUGUUAAAAGGAUUUGUCCCUUGUGGAAUAUUGCCUUAGGUUCUCUGUGGAUUACUAUGCUUUUUUUGAUCUCUCCAAUUUGGAAAAUAGGAGUUUCUUUUAUCCUUUGCAUAGUUGCAAGUAUCAAAAUUAUUUCUGAACUUCUACAGAGAAAAUCAAAACAAGCUUGUAAAUCUAAAAUGAUUAAAAUUGAAAGUUCACAUAUGAAUCUUUCAAAGUCCCCAAACCCACCUUGUGAUUUAGAUCUGAGCAAAUUAGAUAUAGGCUCACCAAGAAAAACUAAAACAAGUACACCUAGCAUUUCAUCAAUUGUCCAGUCACCAGGAUUUGCAAAACCUAGACCUCUUAUCUCACCAUCUAGGCUUUCUUCAUCAAGUAUCAUCAGAUCAUCUCCAGAAACUAAUCUGACGAAAGCUUCUUGGGUCGCUGGUGGAUAUUGGCAGGGUAACAAUUGGCCUGCUCCGACUUUUUCUUCCCCUAGUCACAACACCGCCCUCACCCGUUCUUCCAGUCAGAGUUCGGGAUUUGGUUCCAUCCAAACCGGCCUUUUAAAUCGCAGCCCUCCGGAUUCAAGACCAGACUCAACUCUUGAAGACGACCGGUUUUCAGUGUUCUCCGAUAAUCUUGAUCAACGCUUUACCGAUUCAAGCCUUCGCUAUCAGGAAAACUCACCUUGUCUGUAUCAAUACCCUAAUAACGAAUUGUCUCGCAAAUCUCUAAUAUCAUCCAUUUCAUCCACCAAUGAUUCUGUCCACCACAUUUCCACAAUUCCUUCAACCACGCAAUGGUCCUGGUUACCAUUCAUGUUUGGGUUCAGUUUGGCUGUUAACGUAUGCGUUUUGACUUAUUUUGUUUUCUUACAUUCUUCCAAAAUUGGAGGUGUUCUUUAGCUGUAUUCACCAUGAACAUUCAAACGUGAUUAGAAAUAUACUUCAAUUGCGAAGAAUAA